Rotaria sp. Silwood2 is the source of this 548-nucleotide messenger RNA. The record is from the annotation of a GenBank genome assembly. NCBI's taxonomy places the organism in Eukaryota, Metazoa, Rotifera, Eurotatoria, Philodinida, Philodinidae.
AUGAAGAAAAUAGAUGAUAAACGCUGCCGUAUAACAGUAUUAAUAUUUGACUGUUGCCGGAAACCUGUGAGAGAUCGAGGUCCAAAUUUACAAGGCUUAUCAGCUAUGCACGCAUCAUCGCAUACUUUCAUAGCAUUUUCUUGUGCGCCUGGUAAAACAGCACUUGAUGAAACGACAAAUGGUAGAAAUAGUAUUUUUACUGGUAGUUUGUUAAACCAUAUUUCAACACCACAUGCACAUAUUGAAGAUAUUUUCUUGAAUGUUGCAAGUGAAGUUCAAUUGCAAAGUGGCGGAUUUCAACGACCAUUUCGAUCAACUGACCUUGCGGAAAAAGUUUACUUGGUAACAAAUAACGUCUCAGGUAGAACAGAAAGGCAGGUCAUAGCGUCUGACGAGGGAAGGGCCCCAAGUGUGAGUCUCCGUUUCGAAUCGGGUAUUUGUUAUUUUGUAGAGCUCAAUGAGUACAGUACCCGCGUAUAAAGAAUUUCUGCCCAUGGUGAACUUUUCAGGAACAACGAGGUUCCAUACCUUCUGGAAAAGCAGCAUAA